GGUGACAGGGCGGCCGCGGCUGCUGCUGAGGCGACGAUGGCGGAGGGGCCGGAGGAAGCCCGGGGCCUCCCUCCCGGACAGGACGACGGCCGAAGGGACGCCCCGCCCGUCCCCUCCCUGAGGGGCGCGCCCGCCGCCGCCCCGCGCCCCCGGGACGGGCCGCCGAGCGAACCCCAGGCCCCGGGCCGGCCCCCCGCCCCGGGCCUCGCGGCGGCCGAGGACUCGGACUCGGCGCCGCCGCGCGAGGCGGGGCGGCGCGGGGAGGCGGGCGCGGGGCCGCAGGAGCCGGCGGCGCGCGAGGGCCCCGAGGCGCCGCGGGAGCGGCCGGCGCGCCUGAGCGCCCGCGAGUACUCCCGCCAGGUGCACGAGUGGCUGUGGCAGUCCUACUGCGGCUACCUCACCUGGCACAGCGGCCUGGCCGCGCUCCCCGCCUACUGCGGCGCGCCGCCCGCGCCCGGCCCCGCCGCGCCCCCGCCCGCCGCGCCGCCCCCCGCGCUGGCCUACUACAGCCCCUUCUACUUCCUCAGCGCCGCGGCCGCCGCGCCCGGCCGGGGCGCCCCCGGCCCCGCUGCCGUCGCGGGCCAGGCCCCCCGGGCGCCCCACGCGCAGGGCUCCGGCCGCGCCGCCCCGGGGUCCCGCGCGGCCGCCGCCGCCCCUUCGCGAACCCCGAGCGAGACCGGGCGCCAGGCAGGCCGAGAGUAUGUUAUUCCAUCCUUGGCGCAUAGAUUUAUGGCAGAGAUGGUGGAUUUCUUUAUUCUCUUCUUUAUAAAAGCAACCAUUGUCUUAAGUAUUAUGCACCUCAGUGGAAUAAAGGAUAUCUCUAAAUUUGCUAUGCAUUAUAUAAUAGAAGAAAUAGAUGAAGACACAUCAAUGGAAGACUUGCAGAAAAUGAUGGUUGUGGCUCUUAUAUACAGAUUACUAGUUUGUUUCUAUGAGAUAAUUUGCAUUUGGGGAGCUGGUGGAGCCACCCCAGGGAAGUUCCUGCUAGGGCUUCGAGUUGUGACAUGUGAUACAUCAGUGCUGAUUGCACCAAGUCGGGUUUUAGUGAUUCCUUCUUCAAAUGUUAGCAUUACAACAUCCACUAUACGAGCUUUGAUCAAGAACUUUUCUAUUGCUUCUUUUUUCCCUGCUUUCAUCACACUGCUGUUUUUUCAGCAUAAUCGAACAGCGUAUGACAUUGUAGCAGGAACCAUCGUGGUAAAAAGGAAUGGGGUCAGAUGAUGCCCGAAAACGCCCUGAAUUCCAUACUCUAUGGAAUACUGAGAAGACUCAAUUAUGUAUCAAGGCCAUCAGUAUCCCCGGGCAACAUUGAUGAUUUAGAAAUUAAAGCAGUCACUACAGUGUGAUCCAGGUGACUAUUCUGAAAGUAUUGAUUUUACUUGAAUGCCAAAGAACUUUUCCAGAAGAAAAAUCUGUUAAAUUCAAGUAUUAAAAUUUUUAGAUCGAAAAG
Talpa occidentalis (Iberian mole) is the source of this 1450-nucleotide messenger RNA. RefSeq names its product family with sequence similarity 8 member A1 (gene FAM8A1). The record is from RefSeq and is a predicted model, not a curated record. NCBI's taxonomy places the organism in Eukaryota, Metazoa, Chordata, Mammalia, Eulipotyphla, Talpidae.